Molecule: messenger RNA, 2331 nt
Organism: Protopterus annectens (West African lungfish)
Lineage: Eukaryota; Metazoa; Chordata; Ceratodontiformes; Protopteridae
Gene: DCX
Product: doublecortin
Exons: 8
Coding region: 195-1352 (385 amino acids)
Biological process (GO): retina development in camera-type eye; neuron migration; photoreceptor cell development
Cellular component (GO): axoneme; neuron projection
Molecular function (GO): microtubule binding
Source: RefSeq, a predicted model, not a curated record
UCGGCACUAGGACCAUGGGGAAAUCUUUCUUUCCAGGCAGGAAUCUUUUGCCUGGACCUCAGACAAAGGCAGAGUGAGAUUGCCUUUCUUUCCUUCGGCAUCCCCACCCUUACUGCAUUUAGAGAACCGGUUUCACAAGAGAUAUUUCAUCAUCCAGCCUUUGCACUUAUCAGAAGACAUCAUUCCUUUUAGACAUGGAGCUAGAAUUCGGACACUUUGAUGAGAGGGACAAGGCCUCAAGAACCAACAAAGGUACACGAGUAAAUGGGCUGCCCAGCCCAACUCAUAGUGCUCAUUGCAGCUUUUACCGCACAAGGACUCUGCAGGCACUCACCACAGAAAAGAAAGCCAAGAAGGUUAGAUUCUACCGCAAUGGAGACCGCUACUUCAAGGGUAUUGUAUAUGCCAUCUCUCCUGACCGAUUUCGCUCAUUUGAUGCCUUACUUGCUGACUUGACUCGGUCGCUUUCAGACAACAUUAACUUGCCACAGGGGGUUCGCUACAUCUACACUAUUGAUGGGAAUAACAAAAUAACAAGCAUGGAUGAACUUGAGGAAGGUGAAAGUUACAUAUGCUCUUCAGACAACUUCUUCAAGAGACUGGACUAUACAAAGAAUGUCAACCCCAACUGGUCUGUCAAUGUCAAAGCAUCAGGCAACCACAAAGGUCCUCAGUCUCUAGGCAGUAGUAAACACAACAAUGACCUUAAAGAAUCCAAGGAUUUUGUUCGUCCAAAACUGGUGACCAUUAUACGAAGUGGUGUUAAGCCUCGUAAGGCAGUACGUGUCCUCCUGAAUAAGAAGACAGCACAUUCAUUUGAACAGGUCCUUACUGACAUCACUGAGGCCAUCAAACUUGAGACAGGAGUUGUCAAGAAACUUUAUACCCUUGAUGGUAAACAGGUGACCUGCCUUCAUGAUUUCUUUGGAGAUGAUGAUGUUUUUAUUGCUUGCGGGCCAGAAAAAUUCCGUUAUGCUCAAGAUGAUUUUUCCUUGGAUGAAAAUGACUUGCAUAGAUCUGCAGCUGUUCUCUUCUAUGAACCUUGUGGUACUGGAGCUGGUAGCAAAGGUCCUGUCCUCCAAGAAUGCCGGGUGGUGAAGGGAAACCCACCACCUACAAAAGGACCUUUACCUCCACAGAAGAACCCAUCCAAGAGUCCUGGCUCAAUUCGCCGCAGCAAGUCACCCUCUGAUUCUGCAAAUGGGACAUCCAGCAGCCAGAUUUCAACACCCAAGUCGAAGCAGUCGCCUAUUUCAACCCCUACCAGUCCAGGCAGCCUUCGCAAGCACAAGGUAGACUUGUACUUGCCUCUCUCACUUGAUGACUCUGAUUCUAUGGGUGACUCCAUGUGAAGGUCCUGCUCUACACAGAUACACAAGUGCAUUUCUGAUAUUACUGCCAAAAGCAGAGGUGUCCUUGGUGCGUUUUGCCUGCAAAAGAUCCAAGCUGCCAUAACAGAAACAGAGUUUUUUGAUUUGUACCACAUUUUUAAAGCUAUUCAACAGGGUUAUGAAAUUAGCACUACAGCACCAAACUAAGACCACAGCACAAGUAAUAUAAUCAGGGACCUUAUGUGGUAUUUGCAUUUUAUAUGCUAGAACUUUGUACUUUUCUUUUGCAGCUGCAUGUUUUUUAUUGACACAUAAAGUAGCAAAUUGAAGAAGAAAGUUCCAGAAGGAAUCUCCUAUCUUUUCGUCCCUUUCAGCAUUUCUUUUGAUGUUGCAGACCACUGUUUUAUUCUAGUGUCGUGUUAGUUAUGGAAUGAAGGAAGCAUGUGAAAGCUGGGGGACAUGUGGUUCUAGUUUUGAAUCUUUUAAGGACAACAUUUAUAUCCUCAGAAUUUCACUUGAUUUUAAAGAAAAAUGACACGUCAUAACUUCUAGCGCAUAUGAAGGACCAGUGCUGAGGAUUUUUUAAAUAUAGAAAAUAGAAAAAAAGUCCAGAAUGUGGUGAAACUAAACAGAAAUUGUGCCUCACCUUACUCUUGGUAGAGACUUAUGAACCAAAAGUGUAAAGCAUUUUUAAUGGUUAAUUUGUACAAACAUAUUAAGUAGUUUCAGCAAGGCAAAUAUUACUCAAAUAGAUGCUUUUGUCAUUUAAGAGAUUCCCACAUGUCAACCUAAAAGCAACACCGCCUGCUAACAGUAAGCAUAAGAACACUGUGAUAUAUUUUUCCUCACACUGGACCUCUCUGGGCUAUGUCGGAUUUUUAUGGUAAGCAACUUCCACAGAAUGGAAUUUCUGUAUGUAUUUUUUAAUGAUGUAACUCACAUUUUAAUGUUCUUAUAUUGCUGGUUGAUGCUUUCUCCUCAAUAAAAGGACUGAAACACU